Lacerta agilis (Sand lizard) is the source of this 1706-nucleotide messenger RNA. Its product is annotated as pentraxin fusion protein-like. The transcript has 6 exons. Lineage: Eukaryota; Metazoa; Chordata; Lepidosauria; Squamata; Lacertidae. The record is from RefSeq and is a predicted model, not a curated record. Bases 245 to 1450 code for a protein of 401 amino acids.
CCCAUUAUAUCUUUAUCUUGCCAGAUAAAAAGCAGUGCCCAAGAACUGCCCUGUUGCUCAAAGCUUUGCCAGCUAUAAGACAGCCUGGCUUGUGUGGGUACAUUGGAUUUCGAAGUUUUGAGUAACAGCCUGAGCACACGGAGCAAAGUAGUUUAUCUGAAAGGAAUGGAGAAGGUCUCGGAUGCUGCAGCAAAGAUGCUGAGAAGUCUGUAGAGUGUUCCAAAAAGCAGAUAAAAUAACAAACAUGUUACACAACUCUGCAUUUCUGGUUAUUGCUGCUUUGCAUUGGCUCGUAACACACAAACGCAGUGCUGGCAAUGUUGCCAUUGCAGAUGCUUCAAUAAUCCCAGUUGGAGAUCCUAACAUUGCAGUGGGGAAAAUGUCCUCCCAGUCAAGCACGUAUGAAGAAAGGGGGAAGUCAAAGAAGGCCAUAGAUGGUUCACUGGCCAAUAGUUACGCUAAUGGAGACUGCACCCAGACGAAGAAGGAUUUUGAGCCCUGGUGGAUGGUAGAUUUGAAUUCAGCAUUUCAGGUAUCUGCUGUGGUGAUCACAAACAGAGGAGACUGUUGUGAGUCAAGGAUAAAAGGAGCUGAGAUUCUCAUUGGAGAUUCGCCACAGAAGGGAGGCACAAUGAAUCCCAGGUGCGCUACAAUCAACAGCAUGGGGCGUGGGGAAACAAUGUCCUUCACCUGUGCAGGGAUGCAGGGCCAGUAUGUGACCAUUACAAUCCCGGGGAGAUAUGAGUUCCUCUCACUCUGUGAAGUGCAAGUUCUCGCACACCCAUGGCUCCAUGUGGUUCAUGAUGGUGGCCGGAGCCCUGUGAGAGACAGUGAAACUGAUUUAGGUCUGCAGGGCAGAGUUCUGAGUUUCCUUAAUGAAUCAAAGGAGAGUUUUGUUGUCAUAUCUCCACUGCAGCCCCUGAAUGUCAUGGAAUUCACGCUCUGCAUGAGGGUCUCGGUAGAGGAACUGAGCGAUCGCAAAGUCAUUCUCUUCUCCUACCGCUCUCAAAAGGAUGAACUGAGGAUCUUGCGUGAGGCAAAGGGCUGCUUUGGCUUACACAUGGGGGGUCAGAGUGUGAUGUUUGCCCUCCCUGACCUCAGCACUUUGGGAAGUCAUAUGUGUGUCACCUGGGAAGCUGAGUUUGGCCUCACCGCUUUUUGGAUUAAUGGGAAAAGGAGCGUCCGAAAAGUGCACAACGUAGGGCAUAUUGUUCAGUCGGGGGGCACUGCAAUGCUUGGAUGGGAUCAGAGUGCACAAAACACAUCCAAACAGCAGGAACGGCGUUUUGUGGGGGAAAUAACAGAUCUCUACAUGUGGGAUUACGUACUGAAAUCUCAAGACAUUCAAGAUGUGUUCCAGGUCCACCAGUUUCCUAGAGGAAAUAUCUUCGACUGGAAAAUGUUAUCGUACAAGAUUACAGGGAAUGUGCUGGUAUUACCUAAGGACUAAUACCCAAGGAGGAUAUGGGCAUUAUUAAGAUAUGCAGGAGAUCUUUUGUCUUCCUCCUUUGCAAAAGAAUAAAUGAAAAGGGAAGGAGGGAAAGCACCACCUGAGGUGUGGAAGCACAGCUGGUGUCAUUAUUCACAUUGCCCGUAAUUAUUCACAUUGUAGGAUUGUUGACUCUGCCGUAUGAAAAUCCUUUCGUACUGAAAAUUGUUGAAGUAAAUCAUAAAUUUGAAAUAAAACAGCCCUAUGAAUAAUCAAA